CCUUUACUUCACGAAGCUCGUGUUCAAUUUCUGAUCAAAAUUUGUUCACUAGCUGCCCAAUUUCCUGUGUAUGGAUUGUUUGACCAUGUUGGCCAAUGGCUUGGAAAAGUAACCAGUGAUGAAUUAAAACGUAGUUAUGCUGAACAAAUUGUUUCUGAAUUGGUGGAAGUACGAACAUUUACUCCCAAUUGUUAAUUAUUCUUUUGAAUUUUGUGCUAACUUUAUCGUCUUUGCAAUAAGCAAAGAAACGUUAGGUCCAGUUAUGGCUUUAAUUAUUGGUGAAUGGUUAUGUCACCGUGUUGAUCAAUUUUUGCGUUAUUUAAGUUUUUGUACGCAUUUGAGUCUUCCUUUUUGUGGGCAGGUAAAAUUUAAAAGCAAUUUUUGA
This is a messenger RNA of Meloidogyne enterolobii, 385 nucleotides long. The record is from the annotation of a GenBank genome assembly. NCBI's taxonomy places the organism in Eukaryota, Metazoa, Nematoda, Chromadorea, Rhabditida, Meloidogynidae.